UGCCGCCGCUGGCUGCCCGGUCACACCGCCGCUGUCGCCCGCCGGAGCCGCGCCAUGCACGGCUCGCCCUGCCCGGAGAUGCGAGAUGCGUCCGCGGUUGACAUUGUGGACAUCUAUGAGUCUAUCCGUGAAAGGCAGCGUCAUGACAGCGAAAGGUCUACCUGCAGCACCUUGGAGCAGAACGACAUUGAAGCUGUUGAAGCACUUGUUUGUAUGAGCUCCUGGGGUCAAAGAUCACAGAAAGGUGACAUGUUAAAGAUAAGGCCACUUACGCCCUUCUCGGAUUCGGGUGAUUUCACAAUGCACACUGAGGCUACAUCUGAAUUACCAAAGGACUAUUUAUCUACACUGUGCAUGACCCCUCCGCACAGCCCUGACUUUGUUGAGAUAUCAGCUGCUAUGCUUCUCUCCUCACAAGUCACUUACUCCAAACCAAGGACUGUCAUGGCAAAUACAGCUGCCUGCUCAGUCACAUCAGCGGCCGGUGCCUCUCCCAUAACCAAGCCCGUGAUAUCUGAAUCCUUUGCCUCUCAGCCUUGCAGGGCCAUGGCAACAAGUGUGAUACGUCACACAGGUGAUAGUUCUGCUUGCCAUCACAUUCCUGCUGUGCAAGAGAAAACAAAGGUAACUUCAGGCCACAGCACUUCCAGAGACUGGUGUGGAGCAGAUGACCGAAGACAUUCCAGACCGCCACAGGACACGUGUGCUGCAGAUGAUUUAGUUAACAAAACCUCUCCAGUACAUCGGCCUUAUGCACAUGACUCCAGUGACAUUGUGACCAACAAAGGACAACUGCCAGUCCGGCCUGCUUCGCCGCAGACCCACUUACCAAAGAAUUGUGAGAAUGACUUGCAAAAAAGAGCUACCCCAGUGACACCCACCCCAGUGACACCCACUCCUGUUUCAAGCCCCCAGGUUCUCUGUCAAAUGAUCCCUUUAAAUGGACAAAGCAGCAUGAUCAAUGCCUAUGUCAAGCCUUCAACUCCAGCUGUCUCAACUCCUGUGAAACCUAUAUUACCGCAGACAGUCCCGCUCUCUCAGCCUGUACUCAUGGGACCUUCUGUGCCUCAGGGGACUGUCAUGUUUGUCCUUCCACAGACUGCUGUCACACAGACACCGCAGUGCCCACAAACAGUAAUGACUGUUGGGAACACCAAGUUACUGCCCCUUGCUCCUGCUCCCGUAUUCAUUGCUUCUGGUCAAAGCUGCACCCCCCAAGUGGACUUUUCUAGACGGAGGAAUUAUGUUUGCAACUUCCCGGGGUGCAAGAAAACCUAUUUCAAAAGUUCCCACCUCAAAGCCCACCUUCGCACCCACACCGGAGAAAAGCCUUUCAGCUGCAACUGGGAAGGCUGUGACAAGAAGUUUGCGCGCUCAGAUGAACUGUCACGCCACCGCAGGACUCACACGGGAGAGAAGAAGUUUGCUUGUCCCGUGUGUGAGCGUCGCUUCAUGCGCAGCGAUCACUUGACGAAGCACACCCGCCGCCACAUGACCACGAAGAAGGUCCCCAGCUGGCAGACAGAGGUUGGCAAACUCAACAGAAUUGCCUCAGCAGAGAAACCGAAAGGCAGCAAUGCUCUGAGUAUGCUCAUCCCUGUGCCAUCGUCAGUCUGUCAAGGCUAGCGAGAGAAACCUUCUCUACAAACUUUCUGAAAAUCAGGAAGAGCUCUCAUGUCUACAACAGAGCCAAUAAUGGCUUUUUUCUCCCAUGUUUGUGCAUACUUUAGUUUCCUUUAGGUCCUCUGUUAAUGCUGUGUGAAAAAUCUAUAGUACCUUUCUUUGUCCCUUCCCUAUUUGUUUUUUUCAAUACUUGGGCAAAUGCAAUCACCAGCACUUCAGGAAAACAGAACUCUUUGGAAAUUACUUUGGCAAUAGAUUUAAAAAGUCACUUGUAAUGCUUGCUGUUAAUAUUUUGAUGAACAGUAAAACAGGGUGAUUUUUAAUUUUUAUACUAGUAUUUUCUAUACCAAAUAUAUUUUGUAUUUAUUCAUUUUGGUCUUGGUAUGCAGGUAAAUUACUUGACCUGCAUUAGUAGGGGCAUGCAGGAUGAGACCCAGAGUUUUGUAACUUUUCAGUAACCCUCUAGAAUUGCAUUCAGAGUGUUUUGUAAACAGAUAAUAUUUGAUAACUCAUAGUGGUUGGGAUUUUGACACUUGAAGAUUACUGGUGCUGUUAUACCCUCCUUAUGCAGGUGGCAUUGGAGGUUUGAGAUCUAAGUGUAUCAUCAGCUUUGAAACAAACUGAACUAGAAUUACUUUCAGAUGAAAAGUUUUGAAAACCUCAACAUUUUAUAAAUUCAUACCCUUUGCAAGUGGAAGAAGUCCUUGUGACUUCUGGUACAAGUUUGACAUUCUGGGCAUUCCUGAGUCCACACUCCACUGGAGCAACGUUUGGUGGAGCCAGACUGCUCUGAUGGAGGUAGAAGCACAAACACUAUUUAGAAGCUUUGACACUAAAAAUUUUGCUUUACUUUCAGUUCUACUAAACCAGCAUAUAAAAAUCUACAGAAAAUGCAAAAAUGGCAAGAUAACCCAUGAAUAAUUAGCUGGGUCUCUGUUUAUGUAAUUUUUUUUUUUUAGUACAGGAGAAACAGAAAAUUAAGGGGGUUUUUAUGUAUCAUGGUUGCUUGUGCACCUUUAAAGAAAAUAGUUCAAGGCUUUCAUUUACCUGUAUCAAAGCACCAGAGGAGGAAGUAUUAAUCAUGUCUUGACUUGAGAAAUAGCCACCGUGUCAACUUGAUGAUGCUCUUCAUGUGGCCUUAUACUUCUCCACAAUACUUUGUAUAAAAUCACCCUUUUCUAUUAAAAGAGAUACUCUCCCUCUUGAAUGGAUUUUCUUUUACACAGAGUGCAAAUUUGGCUAAAAAGUGGCAUCACUGGCUGCAGGAGUGCUGUGUUGCAAUGGCAUGGUACGAGUAAUAAAGCAAAACGUCUGUAGCACCCUCAGACUGCUCGGUUUCCGUGGUGCGGAAGGAUGUGCACGUGUAUUGUAGCAGAGCUGACAGUAGGGCUGUUGUGCUGUGAAGCACCAGGUGUUGCUUUUCUGGGAAACAGCUUACCUGCUGGAUGAAAUAUUCCUGCACUGUUUACUCCUUCUGGACUCCUCCCUUCAGCCGCUUCUAUGUUGAAGCUUAGUUGAGCACUGAGGAGGACUUUUUUUUUUUUUUCCCUGGAUGUGUAAAAUUAGGAUAAUUAGGAAUGCGCUGUCUUGUAUUACUAUGUUGUUCUAAAAUCCCAGUCUUGCUUCUUGGUGUGAGAAACACACAGUUCUCAUCUAUGUAAGUGCAGGCUUGCUGAUCUCAGCUAGCACUCCACUGAAAUCAGCAGAGACCUCUUUCAGUUGAAAGCAGAACACAUCAUUAUUUUUUACACUGAAGUCUAUGGGUAUAAUUAAGGGUAACAAGUUUUCAAACUGCACUAAAUUGGAGGAUUACGUGAAGUGCUCUAAAGUUUUUGUGCCUGACCUUCAAAGUGUCCACACGCUGUUGGCUGCCCUCUCGCUGCAGUCCCAGUGAUCACCUGUAUGUGCUGGUGAGUGUGCGUAGGCCUCGCUUUGUGCCCUCCAAAGGGCUCAUUUGAAACCCUUCUUCCCAGUGAAGUGGAUGCUUUUAGUGUCACUGUUCUGUGUCAAUACUCAGUUUUCUGAAUUCACGUGGUGAAGAAAGAGACAUUGCUGUUUUUUUUUCCUUUUUGUUUUUCCACUGGUAAGUCCCUUAGAACAAGAAGUUUGACUUUUGGAUGCCAUUUUAGCAUGCUUGUAACUGGAGGAAGAGCAUCCUGUCUCAGCCCAGUAGCCAAUUCAGUAUGUAACUUUUUAAUGACAUUGAUGGUGCUUACCUGAGCAAAACAGUUUGGAAACUCGUGUCAUAAUUUAAUAAGGUGUCAUGUUAGAUUGUUGCAUUGAAGGGGGGAAAUGAUGGACUGGAGAAUAUGGAAUUAAAAAAAAGUGUGGGGUGUGUGUGUGUGUCAUGAUGCAGAAAAGUGACAGCUCCCUCCUGGUUAGGUUUACCUGGCCUGUGACACCUCGCAGCCCUCUCCUGCAAGGUGUGUGCUGCCUCCCAGCACCUGUGUAUCUGAUGUGUGACUUCCUCCUGUGGAUGUGCAUGACUAGCUCAGCCACAGUGUGGCUGCCUCUGCUCUGUUUGCACUUUCUAUUCCUUCCUGCUGUUUAAGGAUUAUUAAUGGAUUAAGCAUGGGAUAACUGCUCUCUGCACUUUAGUGCCUGAACUCUAUUGUUCAGUCUUUUUAUUUUGAGCCUAUAUUUUAAAGAAAUGGAAUCGCACUUUUGUACCUGUUUUUAACUUUUAUUAAAUAAAAAGUGUGUAAUGUGACUGGUUUUAAAUUGUAAACCAAUGGUGAAGUUUCAGGUUGCAUACACGUCCAUUCCAGAACUUAUGUAAAUCCACCUGGAUUAGAUUAUAUAUUUAGGCCAGCUGAAGACUUUGGGGCUCUCUAGUUCACUUACCUGUAAAGGCAGGACUUUUGGGGUCCAGUUGUAAAUUGACCAGUGCUUGUCCAUUUAUAAUUUUACACAAUGCUUCUUCUGUAUUUGCUAGAAUGCGUAUACCACCUCCAGGGUUUGGGGUUCUUGCAUGCUGUCUGAAAAAAAGAGUCUUGGGGUUCAUAACUGUUUCUAGCAUGGCCUCCAGAAGCUAUCCACAAAAGGUGGUGGUCCAAGUGCUGCUCUGUUGGUGUUGCAAGCUGUGCAUGGCAUGAAUGCUGGAAAUAAAGAAGAAAUGAGAAUUUGACUCAAAA
This is a messenger RNA of Apus apus (common swift), 4757 nucleotides long. RefSeq names its product KLF transcription factor 11 (gene KLF11). Gene Ontology annotation, molecular function: DNA-binding transcription factor activity, RNA polymerase II-specific; RNA polymerase II cis-regulatory region sequence-specific DNA binding. Gene Ontology annotation, biological process: regulation of transcription by RNA polymerase II. Bases 55 to 1626 code for a protein of 523 amino acids. The transcript is spliced from 4 exons. NCBI's taxonomy places the organism in Eukaryota, Metazoa, Chordata, Aves, Apodiformes, Apodidae. The record is from RefSeq and is a predicted model, not a curated record.